Molecule: messenger RNA, 6936 nt
Organism: Manis pentadactyla (Chinese pangolin)
Lineage: Eukaryota; Metazoa; Chordata; Mammalia; Pholidota; Manidae
Gene: TDRD15
Product: tudor domain containing 15
Exons: 3
Coding region: 82-4647 (1521 amino acids)
Biological process (GO): spermatogenesis
Source: RefSeq, a predicted model, not a curated record
CUGGGUGCCGCCAUCUUGGGCCCUGGCUCUCUUGUCGGCGCCUCGGGAGGAACGGCCGGCCCUGCUCUUGGGAUCUCCAAAAUGGAUUCUACGUCUCUGUUACCAACAUUCUUAGAUGUGGAUCUGACAAUAUCACAUAUAGAAUGUUUUCCCAAGGACAUUCUGGUGAAAUUUCAAGGCAGAAAUAAUACUGAAUGUGAGUUUGACUACCAUAUAUUACAGAGGGAAAUCCAGCAUGUUCCAAAAGUAAAAGGUAAUGUGGACAUUGAUGAAUUUUGUUUGGUAGAAGAGAGAGCAUCUGGAGAAUGGCAGAGAGGAAGAGUCGUGGGAAAGAAAAAUGAACUCUACACAGUGCUCCUCAUAGAUCGUGGCGAAGAGCUAAGAGUCGGAGGUACACAGGUCGCUUCAGCCUGUGGCAACUUAUUUGAGCUACCACCGCAGGUAGUAUUUGGUAUUUUUGCCAACAUACUACCAAUUGAGGAAAAAUGGUUUCCAAAGGCUUUGAAUUAUUUCAAGUCAUUAGUAGGACUCCAAGUGAAAGGUUGUGUACAAGCUAUUUUGCCUCUUCAAAUGAUUCUUCUUGAAGUGCCAAAAAUUAUGUCCCAGGUUCUUGAAUUACAGUUAGGAAGACUUACUGACGGGGAUUCCUUUCGUCUUAUUGUGGAAAUGUUAAAAGAAUUCCCACAGCAAAUACCAGAUUUAUCAAAACCUAGAAGACCUGAAUUACCUUUAAGUAGUAGUGAUAACUUACUUGAUACUCACCAUGUCCUGGAUAAUUUGCAGCCGUCUUUGUCAGUAGGCGGUAUUGAAAGCGUGAGGGUAUCAUCUGCAUUGAGCCCAAGUAAAUUUUAUUGUCAGCUGACCAAAUGGAUGCCAGAGUUAGAAAACUUGACAGUGUGUAUGACUUUGCAUUAUGACACUGUCAGUCAAGAAAACAGUUCCAUGUGUGAGAAUUUUGGGCUAUUUUGUGUUGCCAAAAGGAGAAACGGACAGUGGCAUAGAGGAAUUCUCCAGCAUCUCUUGCCCGAUAAUCAAGUGAAAAUUUGGUUUAUGGAUUAUGGCAGUAGUGAGGCUAUUCCCUCAAUUCAUGUAAAGAAACUAAAACAGGAUUUUAUUUUAGUACCAUUAUUUUCAUUUCCAUGCUCUUUGACAUAUUUACAUAGUCCAGAUAGAGAGGCAAGAAAAUUUCAACUGAGUAUAUUUAAACAAGCCUUGUUAGGAAAAAUAGUAUAUGCACACAUUGAUUGGUUCAAUAAGGAUGAGCAUUUGUAUUAUGUAACACUACAAACUCAAGAGCCUGUGGUUAAUAAGUGUCCACUGAAGACUCUAGGCACCCAAGUACUUUGUCCAGUGUCUGAUUCAAAACUCUCGAAUAUGUUCAGAAAGACAGGUGCUUCUGGUAAAAACAGCUUUGCAGUUGAGAGUUUUAUUGGAAAUACUGAGCAGUCGAUAGACUUUCUAAAUAAAAAAGACACUUUGAAUGUAAGUCUUCCUAUUAAAACUGUAGAAAUGGAGAUAGAGACUGUCUAUGUAGCUUGGGUAGCAUAUGUUCUAAACCCAUCAAAUUUCUGGGUACGAACUAAUGAACAUCAAAAUGAAUUUGAAGAUCUAAUGAAAAAUAUAAACAAAUUUUAUAACUUGUGUGAAAAUGAUGACUUGAUUCUAAGAAAUCCAGAAUCUGGAUUAUUUUGUUGUGCUAGGUACAGUAAAGACAGAUGUUUUUACAGAGCUGUUGUUACUGAAAUUAAUGGUCAUAAGAUUAAUGUUUACCUUUUGGAUUAUGGGAAUACUGAUUCCAUACCAUUUUUUGAUGUAAAAAUUUUGCUUCCAGAGUUUUGUGAGCUGCCUGCCUUAGCCAUGUGCUGUUCACUUGCACAUAUAUUUCCUGUUGAAGAUUUAUGGGUAAAGGCAGCAAUUGAUUACUUUAAAAAAAUCGUCUCGAACAAAGCAAUUUUGCUUCAAGUUAUAGUGAAAAAAGAUGACAAGUAUACUGUAAAUAUGCAGAGUAUUGAAGACUCAGAAAAUACUGAUGUUGUCUCUCUCAUGUUACAAGCUAGAUAUGCAGAAUAUUGGGAGGUAGAACCAGAGUAUUAUCCAAAAUCUGUAAGUGAAUAUUCAGUGUUAAAUUUAAAAUCUAAAAACAAAGUUAAAAUUAAGCAAGUCUUAUCUUCCCUUCUUGAAGGGCCUAAACCUGAAAAUUACUAUUCAAAUAAGCUAAAAGAAGGAAACUUGUCUUCAUUAAAGUCCCCAGCUGUUAAUUUCUCAGAUAUAAAAAAUCCUUUUACCUUGUCUGUGGGACUUGACUCACCAUGUACUUAUAAAGAAUAUGUAUUUAAACCAGGCACAGUCCUUGAAGUUAAGUGUUCUUGUUAUUAUGGCCCAGGUGACUUUUCAUGUCAGCUCCAGUGUAAGUUAGAUGACCUAAAAUUACUAAUGGAACAAAUUCAGAAUUACUAUAGCAGUCAUUCUGAUCCUUAUCAGGUUGGGCAGAUUGCUUGUGUGGCUAAGUAUUCCAAAGAUGGGAAAUGGUAUAGAGCUGCUGUUUUGACUCAAGUAUUGAAAAGAGAAGUUGACGUAGUAUUUGUUGAUUACGGUUACCAGGAAAGAGUUUUAUUUAAAGAUCUUUGUGCUAUUAACCCACAUUUUCUCUUCUUAGAAGGCCAAGCCUUUAGAUGUAGUCUUAACCAUUUAGUUGAACCCAUUAGUUGUAAAUUAUUCAGUUGGACAAGAAAAGCAUGCAGAGACUUUGGGGCUUUUAUUUCUUCAUCUAGAGGGUCAUUGACGUGUGUCAUCUAUGCCUUAGUUCUCAUUCAUCCAAACUAUUUAUGUAAUUUAGUGGAGUUACAAUCUCCAUUUAUUAGUGCAAAAGAAUUUCUCAUUAAUCAUGGUUCUGCACAGUAUAGUACAUCAUCAAAGCCAUUCCCAUCUUCAGUUAGUCUUUAUAGUUACUGUUAUUCUUCCUUUAAUAUAAAAAUUGGAAGUGAGGAAGAAAUAUAUAUAUCUCACAUAUAUAGUCCCAAAAACUUUUAUUGUCAACUUAGUAGAAAUUAUAAAGACCUAGAGAUGAUAGAAACAAAAAUCACAGAGUUUAGUAACCUCAAAAAUUGUUCAAAAUAUGAGCCUAGGAAAAUGAGAUUAUGCAUAUCUAAGUACACAGAUGAUGGUUUCUUUUAUAGAGCUCUAGUAAUGCCAACAGAUUCAUUAUCUGACUUCCUGGUCUAUUAUGUGGACUUUGGAAAUAAGCAGUUAGUUAAAGGAAGUAUGUUGAGGGCUAUUUCAGAUGAGUUUCCAGAGUUGUUGUUUAUACCUAUGCAAGCUAUUAAGUGUUUUUUGUCAGAUCUUAGAGAUGUAGAUAUUCCAGCAGAAAUCAAUAGCUGGUUUGAAGAUAAUUUCUUGGGAAAACCAUUAAAAGCAAUAGUAUCAUCCAGGGAGUCAGAUGGCCAGCUAGGUGUAGAAUUGUAUGAUGGGUAUGAACAUGUAAACCAGAAAAUUAAAAUGUUGCUUCAUACUUACAGAAAAAAACAUUGCAACCAAGCGCACUGUGUGGGAAAGGGUUAUAAAAUAGAUGAGAGACUUCCUGUUUCUUUGAAAGGCAAAGUAGAAAACUGUCACCAUAAUACGAUAAAUAAAACUAGUCUAGUAACACAUUCUGGAAGCAAAAUAGAUCAGUUAAUGAACCCCACAGGUAUAUAUGCCAGGUUUUUGAAACCAUCAGUUUGUUAUAAAAUUGAAUCUGUAUCAGAAAACAAAAUGAAGUCUUUGAAUGAUGGACUUAAAAAUACAGAUGUAAAUAUUAUCCCUGGAUCUGCACAUGUUCUUGAUGAAAGGGAUGUGGGCCAGGAAUUGGUGAAGGUGGUAUCACAGUCUUUUAUCAGAGCUUUAAAUCAACCAGCAUCUCAAAACCCAUGUAAUAUUACUAGACCACGGAUCAAAGACCUUCCUCCACCCAAAAUUGACCUGAAUGCCAAAGUUAAAGGAUAUGUUUCUAACAUCAGUAAUCCAGCAAGUUUCCAUAUUCAGCUUGCUGAGAAUGAAAACAUCAUCAUCAAAGUUACAGAGGCUCUAAAUGAAAGCAGAGCAAAUAUAGCAAAAGAGAGAAAAUCUGUUAAACUUAUGGUGGGAGAUCUUGUAGUUGCAGAGGACUCUUGUGACAAGACUAUGUACAGAGCAGUUAUUAAGAAAAUUUUGUCAGAAAGUUCUUUUGAAGUGGAAUUUAUUGACUAUGGCAACACUGCAGUAGUAGACGCAUCUAAAAUUUAUGAACUUAAGAGGGAAUUCUUAACUAUUCCCCAGCUAGGAAUCCAUUCUUUUCUCAGUGGAUUAAAGUGGAAUGAUCCUGAUAAAAUAUGGGACAGCAAAACUGUGGAUUAUUUUGCUUCAAGAUUAAGUAACAAAACAGUUUCUUGUGAAUUUUUGCGAAAGCAUGAGCAGAAAUGGGAAGUAAAUAUAAUUUGUGCUAAAAAAUGUAUCAUUAAUGAGCUACUAAAAUGGACAGCAUGUUCAAAACUACAGAAAACAGUAUUGCAAAUGCCUCAGGUUGGCUCUAAAAAAAUGAGCCCUGGUAAAAAUAAGAAGAAAAGAAAAUCACGUGGAUCUGAAGGUUCUGUAAUCCUUCAACCAUCCUCCCAACAGCUGAUUUGGAAAUAAACAUCCUUUUCCUGAAAUAUUUAGACUCUGCCUGGGAAGUAGAAAUUUUGGUAGAUGGCCUGUCACUUUUGGAAUAUUUAAACCUAAAUACAGUUCAUGUUCAAGAAAAUAAACUUAGAUCUUCAGAAAUUUUCCAUGUGAAAUCUCAGACUCCUGUUUUAUCUUGUGCAGUAAGGUCAUUUACUUGGGCACAACUCCAGAAUGGUAGACACUAUUCUGGGAUGGCCACUGCUGUUUCUGAUCUAUCGGACUUUUGUGUUCAGUUAGAAGAUUUUUUUGACACAAUGAAAUCUCUCCUUAUACUGCUUUCUGAUCUGCCAGAAAACUUACAAACAGUAUCUCAGGAGCACUUAAUUCCUGGUUCUAGCUGUUUGUUCAAAUAUGAAAUGGAAGAUCAGUGGAAUAGGGUAGAAAUUUCUGAAGUCUCUGAUCAGUCUUUACUUCUUCUGUUGAUUGACUAUGGAUUUUCUGUUUACAUACCUUCUUCAGAUAUAAAACAUCUUAAAGUUGUUCCUGAGGAACUUUUGAAUUUUCCAAGGCUGAGUUAUCCUUGUGUCUUACAUGGCAUCUUACCUGCGCAAGGGAAACAUUGGAAUGAAGAAGCUCAAAGUUUUUUUCAAGAUUUCCUAAGUAAACCUGGCUUAAUUUUUCAUCUUAGGGAAUAUAGUUUUGAAACAAAACUGAAAGUAGAUGUCCUUCAUGGGAAAAACAAUUUGGCAGAUAUGUUAGUUGCAUCUGGUCUUGCAGUAUAUUCUAAAUGUUCAGAUCAUCUUGAUGCAGUUACUACUCCUGGAUCUAACAAAACCUGCUAUAAAUUGCAGAGUAAGCCUGUUUGCCCAGUGUUAGAUCAAAAUUGUUACAAAAGAGAAAAUACAAGUUGUACAUGCACUGAGAAACAAAAGCUAAAACAGAAAACUAUAAAGAGGAAAGAUGUCUAUAAGAACCUCUUAAGGAAAAGCUGUAUGAGUAAAAGAUUAUAUUCUGGGAAGUUAACGCUGAGGAAGGAGGUUGAUAGAGGAAAACAUAAUCCCCAGAGUACCGUUGCAUUGGAUAUGUGUACAGCAACUUCAUUUUGGGGACUACCUAAUGGUUUGAAGAAUAACCCCAGUUACUUUGAAAACAUUUUUGAAAAACUAUCAACUGAAGGAAUACAGGAAAAUAACACAGUGGACUUGAGAACAUCAAUGAAAGCACUGCAUGUUAAUGAGAAGUUGAUACUAGAAGAACACUUAAAAAGUAAGUAGCAAUUUUAAAAAAAUAGAUUUUUUUUUAGAAUUUUUGGUUCUUUAAAACUUUACUGUGUACUAAAAUUAUCCAAACUGAUACCACACUGAAAGAAAACUUACUAGAAAAUCUGAAUGAAUGGAUAAACUGGAAGUGAUCAGUUGAAUUAUAAAAUGCUUCACUAUUUUUAACUUUUUUGAAUGGUAACCUUUGAGAAUGUAAUGAAAGUAGAGGAUUUUAACCACAUGCAUGCACACACAACAUGACACUUCACAAAUAAGUUUCAGGGGUUUCACAAAACUCCUGAAGGUCUGUAGAUCUCAAGUUAAUCUUAUUACUAAUGAGCUUCUGGGCUCUUCUUGAAUCAAUUAUCUAUUACAUACUGUGCUUAUCAGAUGAAAUAAAUCUUAAGGGUUUUUGAGUAUGCUUCUGAAAUAUUGCUAAUGCAAUUAAAUUUAUAGAAUAAACUGACUCUAACAUAUUUCCUCUUUAAACUUUUAAACUUCACACUGGUUCUAAAAUGUUAAAAUUUUAAUAUUCUAUGUGCUAUAGUAUUGUUUGGUUUUGCUUAUGCACCUUAUAUUUCAUUUUCUGUAUGGGUUGGUUACUGAUGAUUUUGUAGGCUAUAAAGGAUGUUCCCUGCUUAUUGAAUGAAUAUUCUGACUUUAUAAUAUAAUUUGUAUGUUAUUCCAUAUUACAACUGGUAUCAUAACAGAUAUAUCCUGUUAAUGAGUGGAAGUGUCUUAUUUUUUAUGUAUUUUAGAGUAUUUCAUUUGGAUUCAUAUUUACAUGUUUAAUAGUGAAUUGAUAAGUGCUUCAAAGUUGGCCCUUUGUCCUUAUCUUUGAGUCAUCUUUUAUUGUAAUGAAAGUUAUGGUAGAAUGCUUACUGUGUCCCAGGUACUAUGCUGAGUUUUAUAUGAAUUAUCUUAUUUAAAGCUUCCCACAACUCUGUAAAGUAUAUUGAUAUUAAGGCUUAAGGGGAGUCUUAACUAGUACUCCACUUCUUUGCCUAAAUUCUUAACCAUUUUAGAGAAAGACAAGGAGAAAGACAUUGAUGAGCAAGAU